GUGUUGGCCUAGUCAGAUGACAAGGCCAAAUGGAAUAAGGUAUUGGGGUACCUAGAGGUGCUGAGCAAAGCCUGGAUGGAGGAGCGCCAGGCCAUUUGGAGCCAAGACGUAGCCUUGAGUGCCAUGCGGUCAGGGUUCAGGGAGUUUGCACGCGAGAUAGUCACCCACAUUGGGGGCGAAGUCAAGCAGUUGAGAGACAAUGUGGGGAAGUUCUGUGAGGGCGCCAUUGAAGGUGCCAAAGCGAUAGCCGCUGUAGAGGGCGAGGCUAGACCCCGUGAAGAGCCCGUAAAGCUCAAGUUCCCAGAUGCAUACGGGGGGAAGAAGGAAGAGAACUUUGACAACUGGGAAGCCAGUGUCAAUAGUUAUAUAUAUCUACAGCACAUCUUGUCAGAGGAACAGGUCUUCGUGGCCUUCCAGGCCCUCAAGGAUGAAGCGGCUAGUUUCGCCAGGUCUCUUGCGCAUGCAGCCGGUUGUAAAAACAACCUGGUUGCAUAUUCAAAAGUCACCCCCAUCUCUCAAUUCUUCAAGCUCCUGAAGGAGCGGUUUGCAGACCCAAUGAGGGGCGUUCGCACCUCUGAUAAGCUCCAAACAAUCCACUCACGGCAGUGGAGGAGUGCAAGAGCACUCAAGGGUACCAUGGACGACUUGGUAGCCGUCCCGGACCAUGGGAUCACUGAGACCCGGUUGGUCCAGUUAUUUUAUCGUGCCAUGCCAGAAGCCCUACGUGGGCAUUUCUUUGACAAGUCUCAACAGGCCGGCAUCACCUAUGAUGCGCUGAGUAGAGAAGUCGUCCUGUAUGAGUCAAGGUCCAUGCCUGUUACCACUUUCUGGCAUAAGGACCUGGAUAAGGGAAAAAGGUGGAAAGGCCGUACCAUCUCAGACCAAGUGAGGGCCAAGGAUCACAUGAUCCUUACUUUAGAAGAAGGUGGUACUGAUGAGGUCCCAUACAACCAGAUUGAGUGGGGCCUAGAGGAAGAGGACAGUAGCGUGGGACAGGGGAGGUCUUAUGCUGCUGUCGCGGCUGGAGGGAGGCCGCCAAUUAGAGGAGGAGGCCAGGGCCAAAGGGGCCAGGCCAUGGGAGGCCGAGGACCGGGCGCACAGGGGGUUGGCGGACAAGGGAACCGCCAAGUGGGAGGUAGGGGUCAAGGUCUCCCGCCAAAUCGCCAGGGUAAUCGGUCCCACUGCGACGAGGUGGAAGGCCACCUCAAGGAGGAUGGCACCCAGGCUUGCCACAGGGCAGGCCCUGGGAAGAUUUGGGCUUGGACCAGCACAUAUGGCAAGAGCGCGUGGACCAGGGAGCACCAGGGUCAUCUGAGGCAAGUCUUGGAGAAGCUUAGAGAGGCUAACUUCAAGAUCAACCCGAAGAAGUGCGAGCGGGCCAAGACACAAGUCCUGUACUUGGGCCACGUGUUGGACGGAGAUGGCAUUAAGCCAGAGGACGGGAAGAUAGCGACGAUUAGAGAUUGGUCGACACCCCGCACAUUGACAGAGUUGCGGUCGUUCCUAGGCCUAGCUAAUUACUAUAGAAAGUUCGUGAGGAACUUUUCUACCAUCGCCGCUCCCCUGCGCAGGUUGCUUAAGAAAGAGGCAAUCUGGCAAUGGGACAAAGACUAUACGUCUGCGCUAAAGAGGUUGAAGCGCGCGUUAAUAGAGUACCCUGUCCUCAAAGGAGCAGAUCCGUCCUUGCCAUUUGUCGUCACCUCGGACGCAAUGGCAGCAUGGGUAGGGAGUAUGUGGCAGAAGGCGGGCCAGCAGGCAGCAGCAGCGGCAGUGGUCGGCCAGCGAGGGCGAGUCUCUGAUGAUUUUCGUCAGGAGAAUCAACGGGGAAGUCAGGAAAACAGUGCAGGAGGAAAAAAGGUUGUUGGUGCAGUAAAGAGUGAUAAGGAAACAGCAGUCCUGACAUUUGAAGAUGUGUGGAGCGCGUUGUGGGAGGGGAGACAAGAGGCCAAUGGAGGGCAGACAGAGGUUAUUCCGGACUUCAAUUCUGAUAACAGUGGACCUCAGAAGCCUGAGCAGAAAGAGCUGGACAACACCACUGAGAAGAGGCCACGCCGUAAUGCGGCACUAGCAGAGCCCCCAUCAGCUGCUCAAGGCCAACGAAGAGUUCAUUUCGCACCAGAUGAAGAGGCAGUCAGGGACUACUUGAAUGCGGAAGAUGCACCUGAAGAACGACGGGAAUCUAAGGCUUUACCCAAAGUGGUAGAUCCUGUUAGAGAAGUGACGACCCGGGGGCUGGCAGGUGUCACAGCCAGGACCUUACCCCACUCUACUUCGCUCUCUGAGUCGACGUCGGACAUGAGUAGCACCACUUUCUCAGGGUCGGAUAACAGUUGCGUUCGGAUCGAGCGCGGCAUGGAUGACUGGUUCCGAGGGAAGAAUGGGACAUCACAAAUAGCGCAGCGCUCUGCAAGGAAGACUGCACUCAAGGCACAGGAGGUUUACACCCUGCCAGAUGGGAGCGGAGCCAGUCAGGUUAUGACCAAGUACAUGAUGCCAGCACUAGAUCUUGAAAGGGCGUUAGGCAUGCAGAGGGUCCUCGUGGAAGGUGCGGUGUUUGUGAAAGUAUGUAGCAAAGGCAAGCGGACCUUGAGGGACGUCUGGAUCUCAGAGUCGUUGGACCUCAUCUACUGGGCCAAAAUGAAGAAGUGGUGGCGAGUUCGAAGUAUACCUGUCCAGUCAGUGUCCAAGGUUUCUUGUGGACGCGUACUCAAGUACCCUAAAUCGGCAGAUCCGGAUGUCCUCUUGACGUUGACAAUCUCCUCUGGGAAGACGCUGGACCUUGAGGUAAGGAAUUUCCGUUCAUCUUAGAUACAGUUUUCAAAUCCCUCACCACUCACUCCCCUUCAGCUUCCCUUGGCACCCUCCAAAUUGUACCUCUUCGCCAAACGUA
Molecule: messenger RNA, 2890 nt
Organism: Chara braunii
Lineage: Eukaryota; Viridiplantae; Streptophyta; Charophyceae; Charales; Characeae
Source: the annotation of a GenBank genome assembly